Syzygium oleosum is the source of this 1454-nucleotide messenger RNA. RefSeq names its product protein TRANSPARENT TESTA GLABRA 1. Gene Ontology annotation, molecular function: protein binding. Bases 129 to 1163 code for a protein of 344 amino acids. Gene Ontology annotation, cellular component: nucleus. NCBI's taxonomy places the organism in Eukaryota, Viridiplantae, Streptophyta, Magnoliopsida, Myrtales, Myrtaceae. The record is from RefSeq and is a predicted model, not a curated record. The transcript is spliced from 2 exons.
CAUCAGGCCUUAAAUACUUCUCCUCCCCCGUGCAGUCCCCCCCGAAGCCCCCCCGCCUCGUCCAUUUUCCCGGGAAAAAAUUUGCCCCCAGGACAUUUUCCCUCUCUCUUUCCCGAGAAAAUCCGGAGAUGGAGAACUCGACCCAGGAAUCCCACCACCUGCGAUCCGAGAACUCGGUGACCCACGAGUCCCCCUACCCGCUCUACGCCAUGGCCGUCUCCUCCUCCCCCGCCGCCGCCGCCGCCGCCCGCCACCACCACCGCAUCGCCGUCGGGAGCUUCCUCGAGGAGUACACCAACCGGGUCGACGUCGUCUCCUUCGACCCGGACUCCCUCUCCGUCAAGGCCCACCCGGCCCUCUCCUUCGACCACCCCUACCCGCCCACCAAGCUCAUGUUCCACCCGGCCUCCGGCAACCCCUCGAAGUCCGACCUCCUGGCCUCCUCCGGCGACUACCUCCGCCUCUGGGAGGUCCGGGAGAGCUCGAUCGAGCCCGUCGCGGUGCUCAACAACAGCAAGACGAGCGAGUUCUGCGCCCCGCUGACGUCCUUCGACUGGAACGAGAUCGAGCCGAAGCGGGUCGGCACGUGCAGCAUCGACACCACGUGCACCAUCUGGGACAUCGAGAAGAACGUGGUCGAGACGCAGCUGAUCGCCCACGACAAGGAGGUGUACGACAUUGCCUGGGGCGAGGCUAGGGUUUUCGCCUCCGUUUCCGCUGAUGGGUCGGUGCGGAUCUUCGAUUUGAGGGACAAGGAGCAUUCCACGAUCAUCUACGAGAGCCCUCAGCCCGAUACCCCGUUGCUCAGGCUGGCUUGGAACAAGCAGGACUUGAGAUACAUGGCCACUAUUUUGAUGGACAGCAAUAAAGUUGUGAUCUUGGACAUAAGGUCGCCAGCGAUGCCGGUCGCGGAGCUCGAGCGGCAUCGGGCGAGCGUGAAUGCGAUUGCGUGGGCUCCCCAGAGUAGUAGGCACAUCUGUUCGGCCGGGGAUGACUCUCAGGCGCUCAUUUGGGAGUUGCCCACCGUUGCUGGGCCCAACGGGAUUGACCCGAUGUCGAUGUACUCUGCUGGGUCCGAGAUAAACCAGUUGCAGUGGUGUGCGGCGCAGCCGGAUUGGAUUGCUAUCUCGUUCGCCAACAAAAUGCAGCUUUUGAAAGUUUGAGAGUCGCCUACCGUGGAGCUGCUUGAUGAACGUGUUACUUAUUGGCGUGUCGGCAUUCUUCAGGCUGUAUGCGGGUUGUAUAACAAGUAGGUCAUAGUAGGAUGGAGAUUGCUCCCGUCACGGUUGGAUAUUAUUCAGUUGUCAGGUGAAGUCUGUUCUCCUUUUGCAAGGUCCUUGGAGACGGAUCAAGUUGGUGUAUUUUGUCACUGUAAUCUAAUCGCGGUAUCAGAACCUCGCUAACGUGAUUGGAUUGUGAACAAGUUCACGCCGUGAAUCUGUGGUGUCUGUCUA